GACAUGUGCAUGUAAUAGAGAAAGUGACUGGGCAGUAACAAGGACAACUGCGUACUCGGCAGGGGUCUGCUAAAUAUCGGCUUGACUAUGUGGCAGUGAAAGUAGCUGCGUGACAAUGACAGUGGAAACAGGGCAACAGCUGGGCACGGAGUGCUACACUGAACAGAAUUGUUUGAAGUUUAUGGUCGUCGACAGUAGUUGCAUAUCGGACAGUGACGGUAACUAUGAUCGACUGGGUGACAGCAACAAUGCGAGUGACAGUUCUGCCCAGGAGAUUGAAUUUGUGAUUAAAAACGGGGAUGGAGUGAGUCAGUCUGACAGUGAGAGCUCUCACAACGUCUGAAUAUUGACAUUGUGGAUGUAACAGCUGUAACCACAGGGAGAGCUCGACAUUGUACUAAGACGAUGAAUUUGAGCGCGUGACUGGCAGUGACAGAAAAAGUGGCUGCAUGUCAGUGAGGGUGACCGCGUUGGAUGGGCCAGCGCUGAUGUGACUUAAUUUGUCUGAUACUGUCUGGAUCUGACUUACAUCUUUUUGACAUUGUGAGGGUGGCAGCGGGGCUUCAACGCGGAACGCACAGUGUGUGAGGAGAACGAGCCGAAGAAAAGCUAUGAGCACUUUCCUCCCAAGCCCCUAAAUCUUAAAACUGGGCGGAGGGAGAGGCAGGAGCCAAGUGUCCUCAAGACACUACGAUUGGAUAAUACUCAGCCUGUUAGCCAAUCCUGUUCGAGCGGCGCCAAGCCUCUCCACCAAUGAGAGUGCGCCUGGGGACGCCGCUCAGCUCACAUCCCCGCCUUGCACAUGGACAAGUUGUUUUGGGAAAACGGCAAUUAGUCUUUUGUGUCUACUUCUCUGCCAUUCCUUGAAACAAGAUUCGAAGCCUAGAGCCGCCCCAGGGAGGGGAGGCGGAACUCCAGUAGACCUUCCCUAAGGAGGUGUGGGAAGCGGAAGGAGGGGCUGAGGUCAGAGGUCAGAGAAGAGGCUAGCCGCCGGCUUGUCCCAAGGUCUUAGCAUUGGUGGAGAGUCAGCGCGUGACGCAGGCCCCGCCCUCUCGGGAGACCCGCCCCCAGCACGUGACCGCGCCGCGCGGGGAAGGCCGGACCGCCCCCACCCCGCUUACACUCCGUCCGCGCCGGCCUCAAGAUGGCCGCGUUCUGGCGUCUCUGGCGCUGUUGAAUGGUGAAAUCUUUAUUGUUCCCUUUGGGCAAGUGUGUUCGUGUCCUCCAUGGCGCUGUCAAUAAAGAACGGCAGUUUGAAUCGGUGUUGAACAGGGCUGAUCCUCACAAAGUGGACUCUGGAAGAAGAGAGAAGUCCUAAGGGCCGAGUUGACACAAUGGAGCUCCCCAACUACAGCCGACAGCUGCUGCAGCAGCUCUAUACUCUGUGCAAGGAGCAGCAGUUCUGUGACUGUACCAUUUCCAUUGGUACCAUUUACUUCAGGGCUCACAAACUUGUCCUGGCUGCUGCCAGCCUCCUGUUCAAAACCCUGCUGGACAACACAGACACCAUCUCCAUCGAUGCAUCUGUGGUGAGCCCUGAGGAGUUCGCCCUCUUGUUAGAAAUGAUGUACACUGGCAAACUACCUGUGGGCAAGCACAACUUUUCCAAAAUCAUCUCUUUAGCUGACAGCCUACAGAUGUUUGAUGUGGCUGUUAGUUGUAAAAAUCUUCUGACCAGCCUUGUAAACUGCUCUGUUCAGGGUCAGGUGGUAAGGGAUAUCUCUACACCAUCCUCAGAAUCACUCAGGAAGGAAGCAGAGAAGCCUGAAGUAGAAAUCCUUUCCUCUGAAGGUGUUGGAGAGCCUCAUUCUUCCCCAGAGGUUUCUGCCACUUUGGCGGGCCCUGUGAAAGCUGAGACCGAAGAAGCAAUCCGUAGGGUUACCCAACAGAUGAGUAUGGAUCCUCCCACUGCUCAGGAGAUGCAGGGGAACACAGAAACCCCCGUGGAGACUUCUAAUACAGCUGAAGUUUGUGCACCCUCCUCUGUUGUACAAACCUUCAGUGAGGCAGAGGAGGCAAGCACAGAACCAGAGUGUGAGAGGAAACACUACCAGCUGAAUUUACUUCUAGAAAAUAAAGGUAUCUUCUCAGAUGCACUCUUGGUUACCCAGGAUGUUUUAAAAAGACUAGAAGAAUGUUCAGAAAUUAAAGGGCCACAGAAGGAGACCAUAAUGGAAUGUCUUGAGGGUGAAGAAGGACAUUCAGCAUUCCAGAGAAUUCUGGAUAAAGUCAGAGAUGAGAGCCUGGAUGUUCAGACUGUUAUGUCCCUGUUGAGGCUGUACCAAGAUUCCAGUCCUGCCAUAAAAACAGCUCUAUUAGACAGAAAGCCAGAAGAUGUAGAAACAGUGCAGCCAAAAGGGAACACAGAGGAGGGAAAGACCUUGUCUGUUCUGUUACUAGAACACAAAGAGGACCUGAUACAGUGUGUAACACAGCUGAAACCUAUUGUGGAUUUCCUGGAAACAGCCAAGGAGGAAUUCCUGACUGGCACUGAAAAAAGGGUGAUUCUGAAUUGCUGUGAGGGCGGAACACCCAAGGAGACAAUAGAAAAUUUGUUGCACAGAAUGACUGAAGAGAAGACCCUGACUGCUGAGAGUUUGGUAAAACUCCUCCAGGCUGUGAAGAUGAUGUUCCCAAACUUGGGCCUUCUGCUGGAGAAUUUGCAGAAAUUAGCCACUUUGCCAAGUACUACAGUCCAACCAAGCCCUGAUGAUUAUGGGACUGAGCUAUUGAGAAGGUAUCAUGAAAACCUCUCUGAGAUUUUCACAGACAACGCAGUGUUACUAAAGGUGAUCUCACGCGUGAAGAGUUUAGCCCCUGAAGAAAGAGAGGUCAUGGAGAAGCUUGUGAAAUGUGCCUCUGGUUCAGAUGGUUUUAGUUCCCUGAUGUCAGCAGUUCUAGAAAAGCAGACACUCUCUGCAACAUCCAUAUGGCAGCUGCUGCUGGCAGCUCAGGAGACAAAGACCUGCCCAUUGAACCUGCUCAUGGAAGAAGUACGAAGGGAGCCUGGUGCCGAUGCUUUCUUCCAGGCAGUGAUCACCCCAGAAAGUGCUGCCUUAGAAACAAUCCUGAGGCAUAACAAAUUGAUCAUAGAUGCCAUCCAACAAAGGAUUGAGCUCAAGCACUUUACCUCAGAGGAAGAGCACCUGGCAGAGACUGUGAAAGAGAUUCUGAACAUUUCAUCUGAGACAGCCAGCCCUGAAGAUUCUCUGAGAGCAGUGCUGAGCAGAGCCAUGGAAAAAUCAGUCUCAGCCAUUGAAAUAUGUCACCUCCUGUGCAGUGUCCACAGAUCGUUUCCAGGCCUGCAGCCUGUCAUGCAGGAGUUAGCAUACAUUGGUUUCCUUACUAAGGAAAAUGGAGAGAAGGAAACGUGGAAGUUUAAUAAUGAAUUUCACCUUAAAGCCAAUGGCAAAGAAGAUGAAAACGCAGCUGAGCCAGCCAAAGAAGCCUGCCAGUCUGGGGAACAAAACAAGGAAGGAGAGACUGGUUCCUUGCCAGAACACCAAGAGAAAGACACUUCCGCCUCCCCAGACAAUGCCAAGAAGAGCUUCAUCUGUAAAGCCUGUGACAAAAGCUUUCAUUUCUACUGCCGCCUAAAGGUGCACAUGAAGCGCUGCCGGGUGGCCAAGAGCAAAGAAGUGCAGUGUAAUGAAUGCAGUGAGACCAAGGAGUCUAAGAAAGAACUGGAGAAGCAUCAGCUGGAGGCCCAUGGUGCAAGUGGAGAGCCUGACGUCCCCAAGAAGAAGAAGAAGAGGCUUCCUGUGACAUGCGACCUCUGUGGAAGAGAAUUUGCCCAUGCCUCAGGCAUGCAGUACCACAAACUGACAGAGCACUUUGACGAGAAGCCUUUCUCCUGCGAAGAGUGUGGGGCAAAGUUUGCAGCCAAUUCUACCCUGAAGAACCACCUUCGUCUUCACACUGGGGACCGCCCGUUCAUGUGCAAGCACUGCCUCAUGACCUUCACCCAGGCCUCCGCCCUGGCCUACCACACCAAGAAGAAGCACUCAGAAGGAAAAAUGUAUGCAUGCCAGUACUGUGAUGCUGUGUUUGCCCAGUCCAUUGAGCUGUCCCGCCACGUGAGGACCCACACUGGGGACAAGCCGUAUGUCUGCAGGGACUGUGGCAAAGGCUUCCGGCAAGCCAAUGGUCUCUCCAUCCACCUGCACACCUUUCACAACAUAGAAGAUCCUUAUGAUUGCAAGAAAUGCAGGAUGAGUUUCCCCACUCUGCAGGAUCACCGGAAGCACAUCCAUGAGGUGCACUCCAAAGAGUACCACCCCUGCCCCACGUGUGGGAAGAUCUUCAGUGCCCCUUCCAUGCUGGAGAGGCACAUGGUGACCCACGUCGGAGGGAAGCCCUUCAGCUGUGGGAUCUGCAACAAGGCAUACCAGCAAUUGUCUGGAUUGUGGUACCACAAUCGGACCCACCACCCUGAUGUGUUUGCUGCUCAAAACCAUCGAUCCUCCAAGUUCUCAUCACUCCAGUGCAGCUCCUGUGACAAAACCUUUUCCAACACCAUUGAACACAAGAAGCACAUCAAAGCAGAGCAUGCAGAUAUGAAGUUCCAUGAAUGUGAGCAGUGUAAGGAGCUCUUCCCCACACCAGCUUUGCUACAGGUUCAUGUCAAGUGCCAGCAUUCAGGGUCCCAGCCAUUCAGGUGCUUAUACUGUGCGGCUACUUUCCGCUUCCCUGGAGCACUGCAGCACCAUGUCACCACGGAGCACUUCAAGCAGUCGGAGAGCACCUUCCCGUGUGAGCUCUGUGGGGAGCUCUUCACCUCACAGGCCCAGCUUGACAGUCACUUGGAAUCUGAGCACCCAAAGGUGACAGGCACUGAAAGCCAGGCAGCAGCCUCACAGGUGGUGCAGGUGAUCCAGACCCCGGAGCCGGUGGCCCCGACUGAGCAAGUGAUCACUUUGGAGGAGACCCAGCUUGCUGGAUCACAGGUGUUUGUGACAUUACCAGAUUCUCAGACAUCUCAGAGCAGCUCUGAGCUCGUGGCGGUGACCGUGGAGGAUUUGCUGGAUGGUACAGUGACCCUGAUCUGUGGUGAGGCCAAGUGAGUGGCUGUUCAUCCACUAGAGGGUCCUGCAUUUGCUCCAGAGAGGAAGCUCUGCGGCUUGCCCUUUGCCCUCUUUUGCUGUCUGUCCUGAGUGGUGAGCAUCUUAGCUUAGCACCAACCAAAACCUGCAAAACAGAAGCUUUGUUGUUCUCAUAGAACCAAAAAUGGCUGAGUCAUUGACACCAUCACAACCGUCCUCCAUAACAGACAGGCCUGCUUCCCCACAGGCCUGCUGGUUGGCCACUGUGACACUGUCCAUCCCAAGUGAAAUUUAGCUUCUGAAAUAGAGUCUGAAAGGGCAGUGGGAUGGGAGCUGGUGACCAGGGCAACCAAAGAGGUAUGAUGUGUCAGCAGCCCUCGGUGGGCAGAACGGCAGAUAACAGGCCUGGGCCCACUAAGUGGGCUACAAACACUGCUAGUGCCUCUCGCCAUUUGAAAAUGAGAGUGACUGUUUUUUUAGCACCAACAGACCAUCCAGGGACCCUGACCUUUAGCACACUUGGUUCCUUCCUCACUUCUGUCAUCCCCCCUCUGCUUGUGUUCCCCCAUAUCCAGUGGCUGUGCCCAGAACACCUAGUGGUGGCAAUAGAACGGGUAGCAAUAUAUUAACAGUGUAGGAAGCCCUCAUUUCCAUGCCUUGUCCAACCUUGUCAGUUGAGUCACCCUUCCCAAAACAAAGCCUUUGGAGUGUUUCUGCUGGAAGCAAAUUUGAGGCCAUCCAGCUGCAAAGACAGCCUCUUCCUUUCCAGGACAUUCUUCAUGGUGUUACUUACUUGAAGGCUGGUUCCCACAGCUCUUCCAUAUUAUCCUCAUCCUCUUCCUCUUCCUCUAAUCAGAGGCUAAAACUUGUUGCCUUACCUGGAGGCCUUGCUGGCUCCCUCUGGAGCACGUGAUAUACCUUGUGACCCAGCACUGGGCGGACUGUCCUGUCUGCAUGUAGAGAGCCACCACAAUUGCUCCUGGCCCUCCUCCUGCCACUGCUUCCAUCCUUGUGAGUGGGCUGCUGCUUGAGCUCCCCUAGGCUGCCAUACUUCCUGCAGGUCAGUGGUCCUUUGGAGUUUGAAUUUCACAAAGCUUUUUUAUCUCUAAUUCCUAAAAUAUAUAAUCUGAUAAUUAAUGGUUUGUGGAAUCUGUUAUGAAGUGCAAUUAGAUGGAUGUAGGCUCCUGCCGUUUGGAGAGAAUGACUAGCAUUUAUCUUCCUUUCCUCAGUGCCAAAAGGUUGAAGUCUGCUAGUGCAGUUUACACACCAGGCAGGGCUCCCUGCCACAUUGUGUAUCUUGACCCCCUGCAGAGGGGAGCACCAAUUUGACCCUUAAGCCCCAUGCUGGCAGAAGAUCAGCCUGCCCCUUCUUUCCAAGCACUUUUCAUAUCACAUGUACAGAGGCAGGAGGUCAGUUGGGUCAUGGCUGGAGCUUUUAUUGCUGCCACAGUCAGGAGGUACCCUGCUAGAAGGGAAGAAGGUAGAACCUCAACACCGGCUGGCUGGUCACUGGAUCCAGCUUUGUGCAGACAGCCCCCACAGUUUCCACAGCUCGGGCCAGCUCACUCAAGCCAACUGCUGCCUCCUGUCCUGUCCUGUCCUCAUUUUGAUAUGCAAAUCUCCUGAGCUUGUCAGUUCAGGGAACUUCUAUUCUGAAGUAAAUGAACUUUUUAAAAGGAGAGUCGGCCUCAGAAGCCAAAAACUGACCAGAAGAUGGUGCUCAAAUCUUUAAGACUUUGCCUCUGUGUGAAAGCCUCACUGUUUCUACCAAGGCUGUCCCUGUCUUCAUAAGGCUUUUCAGACCUGUGACCUGUGAGACCAGGAGAGCUCUUGAUCUGCGGGUAGCAAAAUGGCACUGAAUUUCCCCUUGGCACCAAAUAAGACCCACCAAAAGACAGUGGAACAGCACAUGCUUACAGGAUGAGAACGCAGCUCUUCAUAAACCAUGGGAUGGUGGGAACUGCAGUGAGUGUCACUAAAACUUCUUUCAGGCAAAAACCAAAAUAAAUAAAUCAGUUGCUGAGGGCCUGUAAGGGAAAGUGAUUUAAAACAAAAGUCUUCUGAAUAAAGAGAGCUGUAAGUUUCAAA
This is a messenger RNA of Cynocephalus volans (Philippine flying lemur), 7130 nucleotides long. It is a transcript of the gene ZBTB40, whose product is annotated as zinc finger and BTB domain containing 40. Gene Ontology annotation, molecular function: DNA-binding transcription factor activity, RNA polymerase II-specific; protein binding. NCBI's taxonomy places the organism in Eukaryota, Metazoa, Chordata, Mammalia, Dermoptera, Cynocephalidae. Bases 1335 to 5063 code for a protein of 1242 amino acids. The record is from RefSeq and is a predicted model, not a curated record. The transcript has 18 exons. Gene Ontology annotation, cellular component: nucleus. Gene Ontology annotation, biological process: regulation of transcription by RNA polymerase II.